AUGGAACGGACACUCAGCCAAGAUUCAACACCUUCUGAAGGACUCGCAACUCCAAACCCCGAAAAAACUGCCGCUGAAAAUAGAGCAAUUGCUGAAUACGAGACAAUGAUUGCUGCAAGAAACGUGGAAGCUGCUGCUCACAGAAUAAUGAACCCAAUUGUGGAUGACGGUCUCAAUCACUAUGGGCUUCCAAGAAAAGGACCGAAAACGCCAGAAGGGACGCCACCUGAAACUCCUCCUUUGAAAACACUAGCAAAAGCGCCUGUAUUCGAUGAUGUUUCAGAUGAUAGCACAGAAGCCCCACCGAUAGUACCACCACCGCCAAUUAAUAGAAAAAGGCAAGGCCCCGGAACUCCUCUAGAACCGCAUCCAGAUGAUAUUGCAGCAAUGGCAGCGGAAGAGGCUCAGAGAAACGCCGCACUUCGGAUACCAAUCAGUGAAGGAGAGCUCAGUGGAGAUGAUUCGGAUUCAACAAUACAACCGGCAACAACAGCGUCUGGAAAACCGAUUCAUAAGAAGCGGAGGCAUCGUACAUCGCCUGGAAAAACGUCCCAUAUUUCGCCAACCAAACUUCGGAACACUUUAUACUCGCCGCUUCGUGCCCUUCACAGACAACAUGUUAAUGUUCAACCUCGUAAACGUCGUAGUUCCGAAGAAAGAAAGCCAGUGCCGAAGGUUGACAAUUCAAAGGAGCUGACGUUCCCGGCACUUGCUAAGCAGAAAUGUCUUCAACUUCUGGAAUUCACCGAAAAAAAGGGACUGACUAUCACCGAUGAGGAGCUCUACGAGGUCGUUCGCGAAGGAAUCGCACUCGAUCAAGCCUUGGAAAAAAUAUGUGAUAAGAAACAAUUCAUGAAGGAGCAUAUGGAGGAGUUGCAUGAGCUGGAGUAUGAGAGAAUAAAGAAAAUACACGGCAACUUGCCUCGUCACAUGCAGGAUGUGCUCAUUUUUGAAAAUGGCACAGUGCGGAUCGCAGAAGACAGAGCCGCUGCGCCAGCCGGCCAACCAAUGCCGUACGGCACAUCAACACUUAUGUCGUUAAAGUAUGGACAACCUCCACAACACAUGGGAGUUCCACCACCAGGAUAUCCUCAAAGUUUUGUGGGACCACCACCCCCAAUUGGAAUGCCACCACCAUCCAUCGGAGUUCCACCACCAGCAUUGGGAGUUUCAGCGUCUUCGUUCGCCGUGCCACCACCAGUCAGCCUCUUGGGACCACCACCAUUCUCCAUUCCAGUUCCACCACCAGCAAUCAACACUUCUGUGCCUGUGAAUGUGCCACCACCAAUUAUUCAACCAAUGGCGCCACCACCAUCCAUCAUGUCAGAGAAUGAGAAAAGAAACAUGGUCACCCACGGUCUCAAUCCAAUGGCAUUCUCAAAUCCACCACCAGCAGGAUUUGAUCAAGCUGCAGCUAAAAACUCGACCCUGUCGCAAAAUCCACAGAUCGCCAGAGUUACAAACAACUUGUCUAACAUGUUGACCAAUGCCUUGAAAGCUCAAGUUUCAAAGACGCAAAACACUUUUGGCUCUGGAAGCCCAACAACUACACCAGCCAAAAAAGCAGUUCCAUCGCUCAUGAGCAUCAAUAUUCCAGGAGUCCCAAAAUCCGGAUCGUCCUCUUCCAAAAACCAAUAG
Messenger RNA from Caenorhabditis briggsae, 1638 nucleotides. The transcript is spliced from 9 exons. Lineage: Eukaryota; Metazoa; Nematoda; Chromadorea; Rhabditida; Rhabditidae. Bases 1 to 1638 code for a protein of 545 amino acids. The record is from RefSeq and is a predicted model, not a curated record.